Molecule: messenger RNA, 969 nt
Organism: Daldinia childiae
Lineage: Eukaryota; Fungi; Ascomycota; Sordariomycetes; Xylariales; Hypoxylaceae
Exons: 1
Coding region: 1-969 (322 amino acids)
Cellular component (GO): membrane
Molecular function (GO): transferase activity, transferring alkyl or aryl (other than methyl) groups
Source: RefSeq, a predicted model, not a curated record
AUGGCUCACAUAGUCGAAAGCAAGCCCGGACGACCGCCCCUAAAUACCAACAUUCUCUCUCGUCUAAUAUAUUUCACAGGCAAGAAAAUCCAAAAGGCUCUCGUACUCUUCUGGCUCUUCACUGUGGAUGACGCUGGAACCUUUGUUAUCCCUAACGUUGUGUUUGGUCUCUGCAGCGCUCUUUCGGCUCCAGUACUAGCCACACCUCAAAGCGACGCCGCAAGUAUACUCAUACGGCUGCCUCGGGUGAUAUUUUUCAACUGGUCCAAUCUUCUCAUAUUUGACCUAGCGAAUCAGCGGCUUCCGGAGUCGGCUCAGGAGGAUGCGUUAAACAAACCCUGGAGGCCAGUUCCUGGCGGGUUGGUUACAUCCGUCCAGAUUAGACGAGCUAUGCUUGUUUGGAUCCCGAUAGUUCUUAUCACGAAUCAUAUCUUUGGAGUCGGAACUGAAACGUCUCUAUUGUAUGUGCUUACGUGGUUAUACAACGACCUCAUGGGGGGUGAUGAGAACUGGAUCUGUCGAAAUGUCAUUAUUGCAACUGCGUUCUGGAUGUAUAACACCGGAUCUGCAAAGUUGGCCAACGGCGGCCAUACGGCACAUAUUACUGAAAAGGGAGAGGUAUGGACGAUCGUUGUAAGUGGGGUCAUCUUAACAACUAUGCAUGUUCAAGACCUUAAGGAUCAAGAGGGGGAUCGUGCACGCGGUCGUCGAUUGGCACCAUAUGUGCUCGGAGAUAGAGUUGCUCGGUGGACGAUAUCUAUCCCAGUUUUCUUUUGGUCGUAUUAUUGUACAUGGUUUUGGGGAGUAGGAAUGGCGGGCAUUGGCAUCGUUGUGCUUGGUAUGACUGUGGCUGUGCGCUGUCUAACUUGCUCGGGAAAACAUGCCGAUAGAAGGACUUGGGAACUCUGGGCUCUAUGGACUGCAACCCUCUAUAUGCUGCCUCCUUUACACCGAUUCAUGCAAGCCUAG